CCUACGUUCGUGUGCAAGGUGUGCACUGUGCACUGAAAGCGCUUUUAGCAAGGGGAACUUUAGAUUGAGAUUUCAAGGAUCCGAGGACUGUAUUUACUGACGGACCAGGUCAACAACUGUCCAACAAAUUCUUGUACAGGUAGCUAUUACAUACUAUAACAUCGGAAAAGACGAUGUUAUACAUGUUGAAAUUUACGCGAAUUAAUACGACUCUGGGUGAAAAACCAUGUUACUAACCACACAUCGCUAUGCGAAAGCACUGCAGCUCACCCUCGCGGUCAUCAAGCCAGAUGCAGUUGCGCAUCCCGUGAUUAUGGAGGCCCUCCACCAGAAAAUCCUUGAGAACAACUUUGUCAUCGUCCGUUGUCGAGACUUGGUGUGGAGACGACAGGAUUCUGAGAAGUUCUAUGAAGAACAUGCAGGAAGAUUCUUCUACCAAAGACUGGUUGAGUUCAUGUCAAGUGGUCCGAUGAGGGCAUACGUGCUUGCCAGAGAGGAUGCCAUCACUGUCUGGAGGGAGCUCAUGGGCCCCACCAGAGUGUUCCGGGCCCGGUUCACAUCUCCGACCACAAUCAGAGGCCAGUUUGGACUCACAGACACCAGGAACACCAGUCACGGCUCAGAUUCGUUGGAGUCGGCGCAGCGAGAGAUCGCCUUCUUCUUCCCAGAGUUCCGUGUGGAGGAGUGGAUGGAGAAGGAGGAGCCCUCAUUCAGGAGGGGUCUGAUGGAGUACGACCAGCAGAGACACAUCCACACACUACCCGCUCCUCGCUGAGCUCA
Molecule: messenger RNA, 780 nt
Organism: Osmerus eperlanus (European smelt)
Lineage: Eukaryota; Metazoa; Chordata; Actinopteri; Osmeriformes; Osmeridae
Gene: nme6
Product: NME/NM23 nucleoside diphosphate kinase 6
Exons: 6
Coding region: 227-775 (182 amino acids)
Biological process (GO): CTP biosynthetic process; GTP biosynthetic process; negative regulation of cell growth
Cellular component (GO): mitochondrion
Molecular function (GO): nucleoside diphosphate kinase activity
Source: RefSeq, a predicted model, not a curated record